Molecule: messenger RNA, 681 nt
Organism: Chrysochloris asiatica (Cape golden mole)
Lineage: Eukaryota; Metazoa; Chordata; Mammalia; Afrosoricida; Chrysochloridae
Gene: ATP6V1E2
Product: ATPase, H+ transporting, lysosomal 31kDa, V1 subunit E2
Exons: 1
Coding region: 1-681 (226 amino acids)
Biological process (GO): proton transmembrane transport
Cellular component (GO): proton-transporting two-sector ATPase complex, catalytic domain
Molecular function (GO): proton-transporting ATPase activity, rotational mechanism
Source: RefSeq, a predicted model, not a curated record
AUGGCCCUGAGUGAUCUCGAUGUGCAGAAGCAGAUUAAACACAUGAUGGCUUUCAUUGAGCAGGAAGCCAAUGAGAAGGCAGAAGAAAUAGAUGCCAAGGCUGAGGAAGAGUUCAACAUCGAGAAAGGACGUCUUGUGCAGACCCAAAGACUGAAGAUCAUGGAGUAUUAUGAGAAGAAGGAGAAACAGAUAGAGCAGCAGAAGAAAAUCCAGAUGUCUGCUGUGAGAAAUCAGGCCAGGUUGGAAGUCCUGAAAGCCCGUGAUGACCUCAUCUCAGAUUUGCUGAAUGACGCCAAGCAGAGACUAAGCAGAAUUGUGAUAGAUCUAGACAUCUAUCAGGACCUGUUGGACAAACUCGUGCUCCAGUGUCUGUUCCGAAUGCUGGAGCCCUGGGUGCUGGUGCGCUGUAGACCGCAGGAUGUCCUUCUGAUAGAGUCUGCUGUGCAAAAAGCCAUCCCUGACUACAUGAUGGUCUCCAAAAAAAAUGUAGAAGUCUGUGUUGAUCAAGAGGUUUACCUGCCUGUAAACUCAACUGGAGGUGUAGAGGCCUACAGUAACAAUCAGAAAAUCAUGAUUUCCAAUACUCUGGACAGCCGACUAGAUCUCUUAGCGCAGCAAAGGAUGCCGGAAAUACGAAAGGCCUUAUUUGGAGCAAAUGCCAACAGGAAGUUUUUUAUAUAA